Brenthis ino (lesser marbled fritillary) is the source of this 318-nucleotide messenger RNA. Lineage: Eukaryota; Metazoa; Arthropoda; Insecta; Lepidoptera; Nymphalidae. The record is from the annotation of a GenBank genome assembly.
AUGCUCACUUCAUCGUUACUUGGUGGUCUUCGGGCAGCACGAACAUCUGUUGUCUUUACCAGAAACUUAGCAGCAGCCCAAAAAGCUACUGAUCCUAUUCAGCAAUUGUUUUUGGACAAAAUUAGGGAGUACAAACAGAAGAGUGCUGGAGGCAAAUUAGUAGACCCUAGCCCUGCAAUUGAAAAGGAAUUGAAAUCUGAAUUGGAAAAGCUUGAACGUCAAUUUGGUGGAGGACCCGGUGUGGACAUGACAUCUUUCCCGUCAUUCAAAUUUGAGGAGCCCAAACUGGACCCCAUUGAUGAACAGGCUGCAAAGAAG